This is a messenger RNA of Trypanosoma theileri, 1278 nucleotides long. RefSeq lists its product as uncharacterized. The coding region runs from base 1 to 1278 and encodes 425 amino acids. Lineage: Eukaryota; Euglenozoa; Kinetoplastea; Trypanosomatida; Trypanosomatidae. The transcript has a single exon. The record is from RefSeq and is a predicted model, not a curated record.
AUGUCAGUGAAAGUUCCUGAGGAGUCAGUUCAGUAUCAAUCUCACAAUCACUGCAAAUGUGAUUUCUGCAACAGUCGCCGCACAGUCAAUGAAAAGAAGCUUGGCGUCAGCAGCCGAGUUGCAGAUCUCCAGGCGUUGCAGCGACAAAACAAUUGUUGCUGCUCCUGCCAUGAAGUAUUGGCAGGACGAUCACUGAAAGGAAAGACGGCGCCGAACUUUGAACUCGACCAUCCGGAGCAUCACGUCAAUCAAACUGAACUCAACGCCAGGAUGGGCCGCACAGGACUCCCCACUGGUGAUAAGUACACCAUCUCAGCAGGACACACCGUUCGUGGAAAAGGAGACACCAGCCCUGGUGUUGGAAUGAUGACCCGUGAAGAGCGUGAAAAGGCCGCAAUGGAAGACCUUGAUCGCCUCGAGCGUCUUCUCAUUCUUGAACACAAAUCACGUGUAAAGGCAGCGGCAGACGCACAUAAUCUUGAGAUGCGGCAGUCCACUGGUAAAGGACUACGUCCACAACCAUUUGAUGUAACGGGUGAAGGUGUUGGGGCAACCGUUGGUGGGCUUCAAUCGACUGGAAUGACCACACGUGAUGCGGGAAUGCAUGGUACACCCGUACAAGGAACUGUUGUGGUUCAGCCUGGUACUAUUCGUGAGGCCUAUGAUCUUGCACAACGUUGCUCUGUUACUCCACCGCCCCACUGUGAGGUUUCUCACCGCCUGCAACACACAAUUAAUGAUGUACGUGCUGUGGCAAGAGAUCCUGUUAACCGAAAGAACACUGGUAAACUACGCCAUGUGCUCCAGCGUGAGGGUGUUUCUGGAGUAACACCAACGGUAUCUGACAAGAGUGAUGAGCAGAAUGGUGCUGCUGCUGCCAUGGGAACUACAACAGAGAGACCGGCUAAUUACUUUGGUCCUCGACCAGAGGGUGCAGGGGUUGUAUGGCGUAAAAUUCAUCCCACCCUUCAGGGGGGUGCAGCUGCCACUGCAACUGGAGGCAUUGGGAAUGUGGAUAACCGUGACCUGUGGAAGUCAACUCUAGUGAAGGGAAAAAGUUCAAAGCAGGCAACUGCCACUGAUGAGAAAAAUACUUUGAAUGACUCCAAGGCUGCUAAUGGUUCAGGUGCAGCACGUACUGGUAUGAGUGAUCUUGAGAAGACUUCACCAGGUGCUUAUGCUGCCCUUACACUACAGCAGCAGCAUCAGGGUGGUCGAGCUAUGAAGAGUCCCACUCCAAUUCCCACCGUUCGUGAUGCCGAAGACACACGUAUAUAA